AUGAUACAAGAUGAUUUAAUGGAUACAACAGUUCUAAAUCAAAUAUUUAAUGUUGAUAAAUUUCGUUUAACAAAUGAAAGUGAUCAGCAAUGGUUUUAUCGAAAACAAUUUAUUCAAGCAUAUCGGAACGAUUAUAAUGAAGAAAGACUUUUAUGUCUUGCACAGUGUUAUGCAAAUACAAAAUGUCUUGGAUGCAAAUAUUCCGAACCAUUAAAAUCAUUACUUGAUCAACUAUCAGAGAGAUUUUCAAAUUUGCCUAUAAAACGUCCAACAAGUCAAGAACCAACCGAUGUAAAUAAUAAACGUAAUGCACCUAUAUCAAAUACAACAAUAUCCACCAAUCCAUUGAAUACAAAUUUUUCUAAUCAAUCAAAUUUUGUUUCAUUCUCAUCAUCAGUUACAUCUGAACCACAACCACCACAAUCAAUUGUUUCUUAUUCUCAGCAAAAUAAAUCUUCAAAUAUUGAUCCAAAAACAAGAUUAUAUGAAACAACUGAAACAAAACUUGCUCGUCUACAAACAUUUACUACUCAACUUAAACAAUCAAUACAAUUAGCACAAAAUCGUGCAGGUAACGAUGAAAAUGAUCAUGCUAUUGAACAUAUAUAUCAAAUUGGUACACAACAACGUUUAUUUAUUGAUUAUCGUCCAGAUGAAUUAACUGAUCAAUUAAAUUCUCAUGGAACACUUGCAAAUUCAUUUUUAACCAAACUUUUUCGUGGUAAACUUUAUAUUGAUGAUAUUUAUGUAUGUUCAGGUGAAGGUACAAAUAAAAAAUUAUGUAAACGAAAUUGUUUUCAACAAGCAUUAAAUCGCUUACUCUAUGAAAAUUUUGAUGUAAAUUUAUCUAUAAAUAAAGAUGGUCGAGAACAAUAUGAACUUAAAACAAAAAUUUCAAAUGAAAAUCAAGAAGAUUUUUCUAUAGCAGAUAAUCAAGAUAAAGAAUUAUUUCCUAUACCAUUAAAUCAUCCAAUGGCUAAUACAAAAAUGAAUUUUGUUCAUGCAAGAGAUACAUUAACGAUAGCUGGACGUACAGCUCGACAACAAAAUAAACUUGAACAACAAUAUUGGCAACAAUGGGGUCGAGGUACACCUUUCUCAGUAAAACCAAGACGUUCACAAAGAUCUCUAUCACCACCACCACCGGUACCACAUCAAAAAUUAAAUGAAACGACGACAACAACUAUUGAAGCAUUAUCAACUACACCAGCUAGUGUUGCUAAUAUCAUUGCUGAUAUGGAACAAGCAGCUCAACAAGAAAAUAUGGAUACUAAAGAAUCGAAUUCUUCAUAUUCAAUAAAACUAAUCGAUGGUCAAAUCAAUCAUGUACCAUUAAUUCAACAGCCAGUAUGUUCUGAAGCAGUCAGAAAUGCUGUUGAUCCAGUGUUAUUAUCUCAACAACGUGCCAAAUUAGCUAAAAUGCAAACAUUUCUUUUUAGUUUAUUAAAUACUUUAGCUGAUGCAAGUCAUUCUAUUGAUCUUAUAUCAACACAAUGUAAUAAAUAUCAUUUAAAUAUUGAUUUUGAAUGUGCUGAUAAACCAACAUCAAACGGUUUUCAUGGUCAUUUAUUAAUUGAACAAAUUGAAGUUGCUGAUGGAUUCGGUAUUAAUAAAAAAUUAGCAAAAAAACAGGUAUAUGCCAAUGCAUUAAAAUCCAUCUCAUCAGCUAAAUCAUUUUCUCUUGAAUUACGCAAAGAAAUUCGUUGGGCAUUAGUUUGUCAUCAAGAUAGUACAGGUUUACUUAAAAUACCACCACCUCGUCGACCAAUGGCAUUACGUACUGAAGAUCGACCAAGUCGUUGGGGACCACCAACUAAUUUAUCAGCUGUUACAACAUCUACAACAUCAGCUGUACGUCAUUUUCAUGAACGUCGUGUUGAAGAAGGUUAUCAACGUGAAAAAGAAUAUCAUCCUGGAAAUGGUGUAUGUAUUCCUCCACCAGCAUUAAUUGAACCUCCAUUAACACGUGUAGAUAUUGGAAGAGAUCUAACAAAAUGUACUUCAUCAACGGAUGAGGCUAUUGCAAAUAAUAUACGUCGUCUUAUUCCAAAUACAUUUGUUAUUUUUGAAUUACUUGAUUUUGACGAAAAUAUACCUGGUCAUUAUGUUUCAAUGUUAUUUACAUCAAUGUCAAAAAAUAAACUUGAACUUAAAUAUGAAUUUAUUCAUGUACCCAAUGGUUUUAUGAUAACAUAUAGUAUAAAUAAUCGAUUUUUUAUGUCAUGGAUAGCAUCAACAAAAAUAGCAGCUAAACAAAUGGGUGCUAAAAAAGCAAUUGAUAUUUUAAAAACACUUUAUCCAAGUAUAAAAACUAAACAUAUUGUUGGUGAUAUGUCUAUGAAUGAAAAUGAAAUAAUGAAUAUUAAAUGUAGAUUAAUAAAACGUGCACAAUUAUAUGAUCAACAAUUAUUAAUAGCAUCUAUGACAACAACAAAUACAAAUCCAGAACAAAAAGAAGAUAUGGGUUCAAAAUUAUUGAAAAAAAUGGGUUGGAUAGGUGGAGGAAUUGGAAAAGAUUUACAAGGUAUUGCUGAACCAAUACAAAUUGAAGAUUUACAAGGACGAAAAGGUUUAGGUAGCAAUAGUUUAUUUCCAAAUCAAAUUUUUAUAAAAAAUUUAAGACAUAUACUCGAAGAAUUUAUUUCAACAAAUGAUGAUGAUGGAGAAUUACAAUUUGCUAAUGAAUUUAAUAGUGAAGAAAGAAAAUCUAUUCAUAAAGAAGCUAUGAAAUUACAUUUAACAUCAAAUUCAUAUGGUCGCGAUGGUGAUAGACGAAUUCGAAUUACACAAAAACGUAAUGUUGAUCAACUUGUUGAUCAUUUAUUAACUCAUGGUGGUAAAACAGCACGAUAUGAAUUGAAAGCUCAAACACAACCAAGACCUUCAUAUCCUACUAAAUCCACACAACGUUCAUAUGCACAAAUGGCACCGCCACCAUCACAAUGGACAGCUCCGGAUGCUUGUGAUGAUGAAACUUUAUAG
Molecule: messenger RNA, 2982 nt
Organism: Adineta steineri
Lineage: Eukaryota; Metazoa; Rotifera; Eurotatoria; Adinetida; Adinetidae
Source: the annotation of a GenBank genome assembly